CAAGUUAUUUUAUUCAUCACAUGGAUUUCCAUGUAGAAAUAACAAUAGAAGACUAAUUAGUGCUCUCCUUUGUUCAGGUCCAUCAUGAGUGAGAAAUGGGACUCAAACUCUUCAGAAAACUGGCAUUACAUUUGGAGUGUCAAUGACACAAAGUACCACCCAUACUCAGAUAUCAAUAUUACCUAUGUGAACUACUACCUUCACCAGCCUCAAGUAGCAGCAGUGUUCAUUAUUUCCUACUUUCUGAUCUUCUUCCUGUGCAUGGUGGGAAAUACAGUGGUUUGCUUUACUGUAAUGAGGAACAAGCAUAUGCACACAGUCACGAAUCUCUUUAUCUUGAACCUGGCAAUAAGUGAUUUACUGGUUGGCAUAUUUUGUAUGCCUAUCACGCUCCUGGACAAUAUUAUAGCAGGAUGGCCCUUUGGAAGCACAAUGUGCAAGAUCAGUGGAUUCAUCCAGGGAAUAUCAGUUGCAGCAUCAGUCUUUACUUUAGUUGCCAUAGCUGUGGAUAGGUUCCGCUGUGUUGUCUACCCUUUUAAGCCAAAGCUCACUAUCAAGACAGCAUUUGUCAUUAUUGUGAUCAUCUGGGUCCUGGCUAUUACCAUUAUGUCCCCAUCUGCAAUAAUGUUACAUGUACAAGAAGAAAAAUAUUACCAAGUGAGACUCAAGUCCCAGAAUAAAACCAUUCCAGUCUACUGGUGCCGGGAAGACUGGCCAAAUCAGGAAAUGAGGAAGAUCUACACCACUGUGCUAUUUGCCAAUAUCUACCUGGCUCCUCUGUCCCUCAUUGUCAUCAUGUACGGAAGGAUUGGAAUUUCACUCUUCAAGACGACAGCGCCUCACACAGGCAAACAGAACCAAGAGCAGUGGCACAUGGUGUCCAAGAAGAAACAGAAGGUAAUUAAGAUGCUUCUGAUUGUGGCCCUGCUUUUUAUUCUCUCCUGGCUGCCUCUGUGGACGCUGAUGAUGCUCUCAGACUAUGCUGACCUGUCUCCAAAUGAACUGCAGGUCAUCAACAUCUACAUCUACCCAUUUGCACACUGGCUGGCCUUUUGCAAUAGCAGCGUCAACCCCAUCAUUUAUGGUUUUUUCAAUGAGAAUUUUCACCGUGCAUUCCAACAUGCUUUUCGUCUCCAGCUCUGCCAAAAAAGAGCAAAGCCCGAGGAGACCUAUACUGUCAGAGCUAAAAACAAUGUGAUCAUAAGUACAUCUCAUCAGUUAGUCCCAGGACCUGCAAUUCAAAAUUCACAGGAGGAAAAUUUGCUUUGUAGCAAAAGUGCUGAAAAACCCAAACAAGAAUUAAUGAUGGAAGAAUUAGGGGAACUCACCCAGAGCAAGGAGAUUUUAAAAGAGUUGAUGUGAUGAUUUUAACUAUACUGUGUGUUAUAUAUAAAAAUAUUACUGCUUUCUAUAGCUUUGUACUUCAAAGAAUGUUCUAAAGAAAACAUGUACUGCAAGCCGUC
This is a messenger RNA of Hyaena hyaena (striped hyena), 1463 nucleotides long. RefSeq names its product neuropeptide FF receptor 2 (gene NPFFR2). Gene Ontology annotation, molecular function: opioid receptor binding; peptide binding; neuropeptide receptor activity. Gene Ontology annotation, biological process: regulation of cAMP-dependent protein kinase activity; regulation of MAPK cascade; regulation of adenylate cyclase activity. The record is from RefSeq and is a predicted model, not a curated record. The coding region runs from base 85 to 1362 and encodes 425 amino acids. Gene Ontology annotation, cellular component: membrane. Lineage: Eukaryota; Metazoa; Chordata; Mammalia; Carnivora; Hyaenidae. The transcript has 4 exons.